Messenger RNA from Lichtheimia ornata, 1179 nucleotides. RefSeq lists its product as uncharacterized. Gene Ontology annotation, molecular function: sphingolipid delta-4 desaturase activity. The record is from RefSeq and is a predicted model, not a curated record. Gene Ontology annotation, biological process: ceramide biosynthetic process. The transcript is spliced from 2 exons. Bases 1 to 1179 code for a protein of 392 amino acids. Lineage: Eukaryota; Fungi; Mucoromycota; Mucoromycetes; Mucorales; Lichtheimiaceae.
AUGCCACCACUGGUCGAGACUCAAGUCAAGGACGAGCCUGUGUUGGUGUCAAGAGCCAAGCAAGACGAACGACCCCCCACUCCACCCGAGGACCAAGAGCAGCAUCCUGAUUACCGUUACCCCUUGUACCUUGGCAACUGGAAACGCUCCAUUCCCUAUGUCGAUGACGACUUUACACGCGACGACAUGGACGAGCCUCAUCUGAAAAGGAAGCACACCAUUCUUCGAAAGCACCCUGAAGUGGAAAAGUUGUAUGGCACUGAUAUCCGCACGCUCUACGUGGCCAUUGCCAUUAAUGCUAUCCAGCUUGGUCUUGCGUACUACUUUGGCAGAGGUAGCAGUAGUCCGGUGUCAUUAUGGGUGUUUUUGGGAACAGCCUACUUUGUGGGUGCGACUUUGACAGGCAUGAUUGGUGUUAUCAUUCACGAAGCGUGUCAUUGCUUGAUCACCAAGAACAAGAUCCUCAACCGAUAUGUGGGUUUACUCGCCAACAUUUGUCUACCAGUACCUAUCGCACAAUCCUUUCGUCGAUAUCAUAUCCAACAUCAUUCGUGGCAAGGCGUCGAAGGUCUUGACCCAGAUUUGCCUCUUGAAUGGGAAAAGAAAAUGAUCCGUGGCAACGCGUUCACAAAGCUUGUAUGGAUCCUGUUGUAUCCUGUCAUGUACGUCGUCCGAGGUGCAUGCAUGCAAAAUGAUCGUCAACUCACCCUCAGCAAAUGGGAGAUCAUCAACCUUGUAUUUUCCAUCUCCAUGGAUAUUGCUAUUCAACAAGUUUGUGGUUGGCGUGGUCUUGGAUACCUCUUCCUCUCCCUUUGGUUUGGUUAUUCACUCCAUCCCGGUGCUGCCCAUUUCAUCCAGGAACAUUAUACGUUUGAUGAUGGUCAAGAGACAUACUCGUAUUACGGCGUACUCAAUGUCCCCUUUAUGAAUAUUGGAUACCAUAACGAACACCACGACUUUCAAAAGAUUCCGUGGUCAAAGUUGCCUGCCCUCAAGGAUACCGCCAAUGAGUUUUACGAUUCACUUUCUUAUCACACCUCUUGGAUUUACGUUCACUGGAAAUUCAUCUUUGACAAGACCAUGGGACCUCAAUCAAGACUGAUUCGUGGCUAUGAUGAAUUCAAGGCUGGUCGUUCCUUGCUUUCCAAAAUGAAGGCAUUUGAAGAAAAACACAAGUAA